UCGAAAGCGUUAGGAGGGAGAGAGAGAGAGAGAGAGAGAGCUGCAAGUAGGAUUGCGAGUUCAGCCGUGGACUGCGCGCGUGAUGACGAAGCGAGGGCUUCUCCGAGCUGACAUCGCUACACGAUUCGAGGGUGAGCCUGACGAUGCCACACUCUCCAUCCUACCCUAAAGAUAACGUGAUGAGAUACAUGUAAAACCCGACCCCUACCCCGACAAGACACGAUUUUUGACGACAGUUGGAUUGAGAGAAUACCGUUGGAAGGCGCGAACCAACAUGAUGGACCCUCCUUGCCUCAUUGCCGCAAAUUGGGUUCGGAGGUGGUGACUUGACUGUAAUGUGCAGGCCGAACCGUGCUGUCCGCCAUCUGCGCCGCGGGAUGUUGGUUGUUUCCCGCCGUGUCGCCUCGUUUGAUGCCGCGAGCAUUCUAGCGUCCCGCAUUUCCUUUCCUGUCUUCGCGAUUCGAAUUGUUAGAUGUAGCAGUAGUUUGCCUGUCUUCCUAGACGAUGACCUUCACGGGACUGGACACUUCGAGAACCGCACGUUGAAUCUGGACGAAUUUUUCGCUUCUCUCAUUGAAAACUCGACGAGCUUAAGACAUUUGAAUCAAAUCCAUGCCAAGUUGCUGGUCCUUGGACUGCAUAAAGAUAGUUUUUUGAUCACCAAGCUGGUCAAUUGGAGCUCGAACCUUGGAGAAAUUCGAUAUUCCCGUAAGGUUGAUGAAUUUUCUGACCCGGAUGUGUUCUUGUGGAAUGCUAUAAUUAGGGGUUACUCAAGGCACAAUAUGUUCAGUGAUGCUAUCGAAUUGUACUCUGAAAUGCUGGGGACUGGCGUCAGUCCGGAUGGCUUCACUUUCCCCUACAUUUUGAGAGCAUGUACUGGCUUGCCUGCUCUUGGAAUAGGUAGGUGCGUACAUGGACAGGUUUAUAGGCAUGGUUUUGAAUCGGAUGUGUUUGUGCAGAAUGGUGUUGUGACAUUGUAUGCCAAAUGUGGCAAGGUUGAGCAUGCUCGGACUGUGUUUGACCAAUUACGUGAUAGGACCGUUGUAUCGUGGACAUCUAUGAUUUCUGGGUAUGCUCAGAAUGGCCAACCGAUGGAAUCUUUGAGAAUUUUCAGCCAGAUGAGGAAAUCAAACGUACAUCCUGAUUGGAUUGCUCUUGUGAGUAUUCUUAAAGCAUACACUGAUAUAGAAGAUCUUGAUCAAGGGAAAUCUGUUCACAGUUGUGUCAUCAAGAUGGGUCUUGAACAUGAACCAGACUUGCUUAUAUCUCUCACAGCUUUUUAUGCUAAGUGUGGUCUUGUCACUGUUGCCCGAACAUUUUUUGAUCAGAUGGAGAUGCCAAAUUUAAUUUUGUGGAAUGCCAUGAUUUCUGGUUAUUCAAAGAAUGGCUAUGCUGAGGAAGCUGUGGAGCUAUUCCGGGGCAUGAUCUCUAAAAACAUAAAAACAGAUACUAUAUCUGUGUCAUCUGCUAUUUUGGCAUGUGCCCAAGUGGGCUCUCUUGAGUUGGCACGAUGGAUGGACCAGUACAUCUCUAAGAGUGAAUUUAGAGAUGACAUUUUUGUGAAUACAGCACUCAUUGAUAUGUUUGCAAAAUGCGGAAGCCUGCAUUUGGCGCGAAAAACUUUUGAUCGUGCACGAGACAAGGAUGUUGUCAUGUGGAGUGCUAUGAUUGUGGGAUAUGGAUUGCAUGGUAAGGGCCGAGAAGCCAUUGAUCUUUACCACGAGAUGAAGAAAGUUGGUGUGUGCCCAAAUGAUGUCACCUUUGUUGGACUUCUCACUGCAUGCAACCAUUCAGGUCUUUUAAAAGAGGGGUGGGAAUUUUUCCACAGCAUGAGUAGUUAUGGGAUUGAACCACGUCAUCAGCACUAUGCUUGCGUGGUCGAUCUUCUUGGACGCGCCGGACAUUUAAAACAAGCCUAUAAUUUUAUCCUAAAGAUGCCCAUUGAACCAGGUGUAUCUGUAUGGGGUGCUCUUUUGAGUGCAUGCAAGAUUCAUCGCAAUGUGGCACUGGGUGAAUAUGCUGCACAACAUCUUUUCUCACUAGACCCAUAUAAUAUUGGACAUUUUGUUCAACUCUCGAAUCUCUAUGCUUCAUUACGUUUAUGGGACCAAGUUGCCAAAAUACGAGUACUGAUGAGAGAAAAAGGUCUCAAUAAGGACCUUGGAUACAGUUUGAUUGAGAUCAAUGGAAAGCUUCAGGCCUUCCGUGUAGGAGACAAGUCACAUCCAAGAUCCGAGGAAAUAUUUGAAGAACUUGAGAAAUUGGAGAGUAGGUUGAAGGAGGCUGGUUUUGUCCCCAGUACAGAGUCUGUGAUGCAUGACUUGAUACAUGAAGAGAAGGAGCAAUUCCUUUGUAAUCAUAGUGAGAGAAUUGCCAUUGCGUUUGGAUUGAUUAGCACUACUCCUGGAACAACACUUCGCAUAAUAAAAAAUCUCCGCGCGUGUGUUAACUGUCAUGCGGCAACCAAAUUUAUAUCUAAGCUUGUCAAUAGAGAGAUUGUCGUGCGAGAUGCGAAUCGUUUCCAUCAUUUUAAGAAUGGGCUCUGUUCCUGUGGAGACUACUGGUGAGGAGGAAUGUGCUGGACAAAUUAGAUGCAGAGAGCUGGCGAACUCAUCUUCUUUUUGCCGCAAAUUGUAUUCAGAGAUCGAAGAUGUUGGAUGGGAACAUUUGGUGAGACUAGGUGACAAUUUAACAUUUCUCAGCUUCCGUAUCUUGGCAUUUCCAGCCUGAAACUAAUGUGAUGGAACAAUUAAUCUCCUCUCCAGCUGUGGACCUCCUUCACACCUCUUGCAGGUGCACCAUUCACAGUCUGUCCAUCAUUGCUGGUUGUUGCUCAUCAUCCACCAUUGAGUUCACUUGUCUAUUCUCUCUUCAUUGUCCAUCAAGUUCUAGGCAUCCACUAAAUUACCUAUGCUUUUGUUGUCUUUGGUUAUGAAGCUAGCUUCUUCUGAUCUUUUGCAGUUUUCUGGGUCUUUGUUUCACUUUUUUUUUUUUUUUUUUUUUUUUUUUUUUUGGGUUGAAGGGUCUUUGUUUCAUUAACAAAGAACUCCUUUAUAGUGAAAAGGAAAAAAAGAAAGAGAAAGAAAGAGAGAGGAGGUGUCAGCCUUUUGUAUAUGGUUCUUUCCUUCGGUGCUUCAUCAGUUAGAUCUGAUUUUGACUUGGUCAUGCUUUGUCUUUUAUGUAAGGUCUGGCUUGUACUCCUGCUGUAGUCUUUAUCUGGUUUGAUAUGGCCACAUCCAUGUAAGGUGUGCCUACACUUGCUGCUGUUGGAGAUAAAAUCUCUUCUAUUAUUGACAGUUGAAGAAAGUUGUAGCUAUGUUGCUGUUUUUAUCGUCUGUGCUUAAUAACUUUAACUUUUAGUGCUACUGAUUUUUUGGUUAAGUAUCUUGGAUAAGCUUGUCUUAAUGGUUCUUGUCUUAAUGGUUCUUGUCUUUCUUAGUUUCAAAUAUGUAUACGCAUACACACUUUGACAGGGGGCAGUGUGUUCAUGCAUAUUUUUUUGGUUAAGGAUUUUCCUUCUGCUUGUUUUUACUAGUUCUACUGGAUAUUACCUGUUUUUCCUUCACCUCUCCUGUAACCCUCAAAGUCUUCAACUUUUUGACAAAUCA
Molecule: messenger RNA, 3608 nt
Organism: Eucalyptus grandis
Lineage: Eukaryota; Viridiplantae; Streptophyta; Magnoliopsida; Myrtales; Myrtaceae
Product: pentatricopeptide repeat-containing protein At3g12770-like
Biological process (GO): RNA modification
Molecular function (GO): protein binding; zinc ion binding; RNA binding
Source: RefSeq, a predicted model, not a curated record